Messenger RNA from Zophobas morio, 2364 nucleotides. Its product is annotated as engulfment and cell motility protein 1-like. The transcript has 13 exons. Bases 67 to 2286 code for a protein of 739 amino acids. NCBI's taxonomy places the organism in Eukaryota, Metazoa, Arthropoda, Insecta, Coleoptera, Tenebrionidae. The record is from RefSeq and is a predicted model, not a curated record.
GAUAAGGUUAUUGCACGACAUUUUAUUUCCCUCAUGUGGUAGACGCGCGUGCUAAAAAGUGUUAAAAUGUCUUUGGUGAAAGUUUCGGUGGAAAAUGUGGCUUCGAACGACAAAAUUUUGCACGAGAUCGACACGGGGAAAAGUCUGGAGGAGAACAUCGACGAUAUUCGCCGGAUUUUCCAGCUUCCAGCAAGUAUGUACGGAUUGAAACUCGUGAGUACCAACGACGGGAAAACUCUGCACACUUACAUUUCGGCCGACAAUUUCGGCGAGAUCAAAGACGGCUACUUUUUGAAACUGGUAUAUUCGUUGGGGUUACUCUCCAACCGAAUUUUUGACCACAUAGAUGACGAUUUCAAGGAAAAAAGCUUCCAAGACUUGUACGAACUGAGCGUGGACCCAGAAUUUAUCAAAGAAAUCGUAAAAACUGAAAAACACCACGUCGUGAUGGACGUCUUCACAAACAGAGAUUUAUCAGAAAAAGAAGCCACGGCUUGUUUGAUCGCAAUAGUACACUUAUUCCAAAAACUAUACAUCACGGACAUCAACCAAAAAUUUUUGGACAAAAUUAUAGCGAUAACAAAAACUGCCAAGAACCACGAACUAACAAAAUUUGCUUUGUCUGUCAUUCACAAAAUUUUGUGUCAUCGAGACCCCACUUUUGCUAAAUGGAAAGAAGAAACGAUCCACCAGAUUACGAUCUCCGAUUUUAUGGUUUUUAUUAAAAAUAAGGGGGCUGCGGAGCUCCAGUAUGGCGCUAUAUUGGUAAUAAAUGCACUGAUUAGGUGCUGCAAGGGCGAAAAGCGGCACCAGUUUAUUAAAGAAAUAGAUAAACGAUCUUUUAGGGAAACAGUUUACGAAAAUAUUAUAGCACGAGGCAAUGUCGACAAGAAUAUGGCUCAUGAGCUGUACUUGUAUCAGACUCAUCUACUAAGUCUCCUUGCAGAACCCCUCACCAGCGUCGUCCCAGAAUCGGACCUAUUUUUCCGCGACGAAUUCGAACCCCUCGACUGCGAAAUGAAAAAAAUGACCCUGUUAAUGGACUUCGACGAGCCUUCCACCAGACACAAAACGGCUUCUUUCGACAACUUACUAGAGUACGACGACGUUCGUAUCUCUCUAGCGUCCAUGUCCUCCAGAUACAGCGAAGACUCGCGAUACUCCGCCAGAGUCCAGAGCACCGCCACCAACGAAAGCAUCGAGUACGAACACUUGAAGCCCUGCCUCUUAACCAUCGAAGCCCUCAGACACUACAAGAAGCACCACAACAAGAACUUCUACCAAUCGCAAGUCGAGGAAAAAAUCUACGAGCCCGGCAUCAUCGCGUCCAGCGAGAGAGUUGUGCGAAUGUUGGCAAAAAUUCUGCAUGUUGGAAUGGACCCAGACAGGAGUAGUGCUUGCUAUCAACCAACUAUUUUUACGUGCUCGUCCAAAACCCCGUUCUUUUUCGAGCUCUUCUCGAGGACCAUGUGGCUUCUUUCGAAAACGCGACGCGAAAUGAAAGCUUCCACCAUUCACGACUACGAUAAAGUCGUCUACGUCUUAUCAAAGCAAGUAAAGCUUGUCUUAGACGAGAAACCCAUGGACUUGAAAAAAUUAACUGAAAAGUUCGCGCAAAUUAGCUAUCAGACGGUCAUGGAGAUAUGGCAGAAAGAAAAAGAAGAAGAGUUGAAGAACGUUUUUGAACACAAUCCAAGUGUCAAAGUUCUAAAAAAGCGCUUCCGGAAACAAAACGAACAAAUAAUUUACAAGCAGCGGAUGAAUUAUAUUAAAACGGGAACUAUGUUUCCGAAAAUUAUCGAAAAGAAAAUCAACGGAAACUUUGUUGCUAAGUUGGCCCCAGACGAACGCAAUUUGCUUGUCAACGAUUACAACGUCAUCACUAAAACUGCAGGCGACGUACAAGUGCAUUCCCUCGCUGACGUCACACAUAUAGUGGAGGGGAAGGCUUGCCCUCACGUCAUCAACAACACCGUGAAGGACCCCCAACUCGCCUUUUCCAUCCUUCUUAAUAACAGCUUCUGGAUUAACUUCAAAGGUGCCGAUAAAAAAAUGGCGAGUUAUUGGUGUGACGCUCUAAAUUUGCUGCUACACAAAGACAACCGGAGUUCUUAUUAUGAAAAUGAAUUGAAGGAAUUGGUGGAAAUGGAUUUGGUUUUGCAUUUGAUUGAACUGCAGAAUGUGACGAUACCGAAAAAGGCGCCCCCUGUGCCAAGGCCACCGUUCGAAAUGAAACCUGUGGUUCCGCCGAAGCCUAAGAAUUAUCCAGGCGGCGGGGUUAAGUGAAAAUUUAGGAACGAGUUGGCUUAAAUCUUAUUAUUUUACAUAUUUUUACAUUUAUGAUAAUAAAUUUUUUAUACUUUA